This is a messenger RNA of Aricia agestis (brown argus), 2769 nucleotides long. RefSeq names its product toll-like receptor 13. Gene Ontology annotation, molecular function: transmembrane signaling receptor activity; protein binding. NCBI's taxonomy places the organism in Eukaryota, Metazoa, Arthropoda, Insecta, Lepidoptera, Lycaenidae. Gene Ontology annotation, cellular component: membrane. Gene Ontology annotation, biological process: toll-like receptor signaling pathway; immune response; inflammatory response. Bases 91 to 2424 code for a protein of 777 amino acids. The transcript is spliced from 8 exons. The record is from RefSeq and is a predicted model, not a curated record.
AACAGUGAAUCCACGCAUUUGUGAAAUGGUUCAAUUUUAUUAAAUAUUUGCGAGUUAGAACCAAAAAAAUAUGGUUGUGCGGUAUGAUUUAUGGAUCGUAGAAUGAUAUUGAGGAACAUAGUAUACUGUACUCUUCUAUGUAAUGUGAUCGCAGAUACAUUGAGGUAUGGUCUAAGUAACUGGCAAGAGAACCCAAAGGAAGCCAGAUGUCUGACCGGGUAUAUGACGGACGUACAGAAAUGGGUGGACAAGGAAGGUCACUUGAUCAACGUGUCUGGACGCACCGCCUUAGACUUGUCGUUAAGAAGCGACCCCAUAGAAUCUUUGCAAAAUGAGAUGACUCUGCUCAGGCAUCAGUCUGCCACCGAGAAGGUCAAGUAUCUGAGCAUGGCGAAGUGCAGCUUAACGCAGAUACCACCGAUAUUCAACAUACCAGACAAUCUCGGACGUAGGUUGGCGGACACGGCCGAGUACAUCAGCUUCUACGGCAACAACUUCUCCAUGCACGCUAAGUACAAUCAGUAUGAUAUCGUAUUGAACGCCAGCGAUUCACAUUUAGUCCUUGCAAACGACGAAUUUUUGAGACAGAAAAUGUCCGAGUGGUCGCUGGGUUUCCGAGAUAUUCAAUUCAACCUACUGAAAGAGUUGGAUCUUCGGGCGUGCUCCAUUCAAGUAAUAGGAGAUUUCAACUUUCGCAGCAUGCCGAACCUUACCCAUCUAUACUUAGGUGAAAAUAAUAUUUACUACGUCAACGCAAACGCCUUUAGAGGCCUUAAAAAUUUGCGACAUUUAGAUAUGAGCAGGAACUACCGGUUGGACGAGAACGGGAUGCACUGUCGGGUAACGUUUGAAAACCUUAACGUUCUUCGGAGAUCUAGACUCGAGUCUCUUGAUUUUUCCUUCACGAGAUUAGAGGACAGGAUUAUCCACAUCAUAGCUCGAUUAGGAGAUAACUUACAAAAACUCUCACUGUGCUACACGGGUAUCACCAAGCUCCCAGACAAUGUUUUCCAAAAUACCUCAUUACGGUAUCUAGACAUCUCUGGGAACGUCGAGGCCUUAUCGUCCGUGAGAUCAUUAAAGGGGACGGAGGACACAUUGCAGGUGGUCUACGCAAAGGAAGUGAUUUUGAAAAACAUGAAACCGUUCGAAAAUUUCACCAACCUGGAAGUUUUGAAAAUAUCGUAUAACAACAUCAGACAUAUUAGCGGGAAAGAUGUCAAAAAUCUUAAAAAAUUACAAAUCCUAGAUCUAGAUAACAAUAAAAUGUCGGCGUGGUUUCAACCAUUUUUGUACCGCCUGCCUAAUCUGAAAGUCCUGUCGCUUCGCAACAACAACAUAAACGUCAUUACGGAGGAGAUGUUCGAGGACUUUAAGAAUCUGUCGUACGUGAGCUUCUCCGGGAACUUCAUGGUGUGCAACUGUCACGCCAGAGACUUCUACGACAUCGCCCUCCAGAACGAGUUCAGGCGAACCAAUACGUUAGUUAAACCGAUAAAUUUCUCGAACGUAUCCCUGUAUCACAACGGAUACGUCGACUUCAACACGAUGAUAUUGAAUCGGAAUAACAUCAGCAAGGGUUGCCAAGAGCGAAAACGUUGCAAUACGGAUGGGAGCAAUUCUGGGAGUUACUUGAUUCUCGAUUACGAGGAGUCCCUGUACCGCUGCCUGGCGGUGCCGGAGAGCACUUCGCUGAACUUCCACGAGAUCCCCACGUGCAACCAGUUCGCGCGAGACAUCGAUCUGAGCGACGUGCUCCAGGAGAGCUGGAACAAGCUGUAUCUGAUACUCUGCCUUCCCGUUUUGAUUGUACCAGUCUUGGUAUUUUUAUACAGUUUCAGGAAGAAUUUCAAAUAUUUUUUGAUAACGAUGAGAAAUUCGGCGAUGCUAAGUUUGAUCAACAAAAACAAAAAUCAUGAUGAGAACUCCAUAUACAACUAUGACGUUUUCGUGUCCUACUGCAAUGAAGAUAGGCAGUGGGUUUUGGACCACCUUUUGCCUCACCUCGAGAACGAUUGCAACAUAAGCGUUUGCUUACAUGAAAGAGAUUUUCAGGUGGGUCUCUCGAUCUUGGAGAACAUAGUGUCGUGCAUGGACCGGUCGCGGCUGAUCGUGCUGGUGCUGUCGCGCCCGUUCCUGCUCAGCCAGUGGUGCCAGUUCGAGAUGCACCUCGCUCAACACAGACUUUUGGAAACAAGACGCGAGGACCUUAUUUUAAUUCUUCUCGAGGACAUACCCAGGCGUCUCCGGCCGACCACUCUUCACUAUCUGAUGGUCACCAAAACCUACAUCGUUUGGCCGCACUCCAAGCCGAAUGACGGCGAUUCAAAAAAAGAACUAGAAAAAAUAUUUUGGAAAAGACUGAAAAAAAGCUUAGUGGUCCAAAAACUGAGGCAACUAGAACGAAACGUUUCAUUGGCGUGAGAUAGACCAGUCGAAGUGGAACUUCUCGAAGCACAUCAAGAGUGAAAAUUUAAGCGGACGGAGUAACAAUUUUGGAUUUCCUAUGAAGUUUUUAUUCUGCCAUACAUCCUAUUUUAUCUAGUCUAAACUCUUAGAAAUAAACCUGACAUAUCAGUAAUCCCAGAUACUUUAAUUUAUAAUGAGUAAUAAGUUAUUUCCCCCCCCCCCCCCCCCUUUUUACCCGUUUACGUUAAUUAGACAAGUUAGUAAGAUGAGUUUUUAUUCAAUUCAUUUGUCAUUUCAAUGUUUAAGAUAAUAGAGACAGGUACGUUUGAAGUGCGAAAAUAUGUAUGAGUUUGUGUUGCA